AUGAUGCUAACAAAUGUUAAUGGUUCUUAUUGUUUUAAAUAUUUUCUUAUAUGUUUUAUCAUUUUCUCAAUGAUAGUUUAUUAUUAUUAUUAUAAUAACAAUUUUAAUUCAUUGUAUGAUAUAAUGAUUAUUUCAAAUGAAGAAUAUACAAGAAAAUUUCAACAAUCAUAUUAUCAAUUACCUUUGUAUGUGAAUAAACAUUGUACAUAUUCUACAUGUUUCAAUAUUAGUAAUUGUGUUCGUGAAAUUAUUGACAAAUCAUUACAUAAUAUUAGAAUUUAUAUUUAUCCUUUAAAUGAUAGUUUAAUGUUUACAAGUUUUAGUCAACAAUUUAUUUCCUUAUAUAAUACCAUUAUAUCUAGUAAAUAUUAUGUGAAUCAAAUUGAAGAAGCAUGUAUUAUUAUCCCAGGAUUAGAUUUAUUAUAUGCUUAUCCAGAUGAUAAUCAAAUGAUCGAUUUAUCUAUGCGUUAUUUACAUCAUCUGCCAAGCUGGAACGAAGGGAAAAAUCAUUUAAUUAUUAAUUUUCUUUCAAAUGAAAAAUUAAAAUAUACAGCUUCAGCUGUUGUUGCCAGUGCUAGUCAUACAAGUUUAACGUUCAGAUCGAAAUUUGAUAUAGUUCUACCGGCAUUUAAUCCAUUGACUGCUGUAGUGAAUCAACGUAUUCAUGAGAGACGUACUAUUUUUUUAAUUGUUUUCCAAUCAACUGAUCAAAAUUUGAUCUACCAAGUGCAAUACCUCCUAUUAGAUUCUCGCACGUCAAAUUCAAAUUUAGUGCGCCCCAUACUUGUUCUAGACUCUUCAUCAAACCAAUCUAAUACAACCUAUAAUCAACGUUUUGUGCUAGUAUCUGAAUCACCAUAUCGUCAAGGUGUGGAAAAAUGGAUAGACUAUUCGGAAUCAUUGUGUUCUAGUGAAUUUUGUUUGAUCAUUGAUGCGGACAAUUUAAACCGUUUUAAUUUGUAUGAUAGUCUAGCUUGUGGUUGUAUCCCGGUGAUUGUCAAUGAUGAUAUUGUUUUACCUUUCUCAGAAGUUCUUGAUUGGUAUAAAAUUGCUAUUCAUAUUCCACAAAAAAUUAUAUUGACCACUUUGGACAUAUUAAAUGAUCGUGUAUUUCCUCAAUAUUCACGGUCUUAUGCUGAAUGGAAUUAUCCUAAUUAUUCUAAGGUUGGACUACCUAUAUCUCCAGUAUUAUUUUACCCUGCUAAAGCUUUUACACGUACUGGAUUUACUGCUCUCAUUCGAGCUCAUAAUCAUUUCACAAUACUUUGUAUUUUGUUAAAAUCGAUUCAGUCUGUAAAAUCCUUGAGACGGAUUGUUGUUGUAUGGACAAAUAAAAUAUAUCCAGUUCCUGAUUCUACAUUAUGGCCAUCUUUAAUAGUUCCUUUAAAUGUAGUUCGUUCAGCUUAUGGUUCAGUGAAUGGUCGAUUUUUUCCUUAUCGACAAAUAAUAACUGAAGCUGUUUUUUCUAUUGAAGAAGAUACAUGCUUACCGUCGGUUGAGUUAAUCGAACGUGCAUUUGAGUUAUGGUGCCAAAAUCCUGAACGAUUAAUAAGCUUAUCCGAUCAAUCCAUCUGGAAUUUAUUUGAUAAUAAUCAAUCCUUUUCUGCUAGUUUUUCAUCAGUGUUUUUCCAUAAACAUUAUUUACAUCUGUAUACAGAUCUUUUAGCAAGUUCUGUCAAAGCAUUUAUAGAUGAUUUAGAUACAUGUGAAGAUAUCUUCUUUUAUUGGUUCAUUAUACAAACAUCUAAUGGUCAGUCGGUGUUGAGCACCAAUGGCAGUAACCGUUCAUCUAUAAACAAUUAUUCAUCUAAUCUAUAUAACUUAUCAAAUGAAUGUAAUAUUACACCGAAACAUUGUUCAUUUCAUGUAAGUCGAUUGAAAUCUUUUGUACAACAAUUUGACAGAACAAGUUAUUAUCCAAUGAAAAUUUCUCAUAUAACAGCUGGUGCCUUAUAA
Molecule: messenger RNA, 1956 nt
Organism: Schistosoma mattheei
Lineage: Eukaryota; Metazoa; Platyhelminthes; Trematoda; Strigeidida; Schistosomatidae
Source: the annotation of a GenBank genome assembly